Molecule: messenger RNA, 2061 nt
Organism: Aspergillus versicolor CBS 583.65
Lineage: Eukaryota; Fungi; Ascomycota; Eurotiomycetes; Eurotiales; Aspergillaceae
Exons: 1
Coding region: 1-2061 (686 amino acids)
Molecular function (GO): protein binding
Source: RefSeq, a predicted model, not a curated record
AUGGAAAAUGAAAGCCAGCGGGGGAUUGAUUCGGCGUUUCUUGAGCACAAUUUCGAUAUACUUUCGAAGCCUGGGGCGCCGCGGUGGCCUCCAGCAUCUUCGGAUCGUCCGUCUCGACAGGCAGUGCGGAAAAAGCGAGACCUUCUUCGACAUUUACCACCCCCGCAAAGCCGCAAAAUACUGCGUCGGCAGUUCUACCUCGGUGAGGUGCCAUUCAAGCAGCGGCUUGCAAUAUAUAAGCAGAUAAGGCAGUUCCUUGAAAGUGCAGAGGAACAGGCCGAAAAGGCAGAGUUUCUCAAGCCGAGAUUCUUCACACAGCAGGACUUGCAUAGAAGGGAGGUCCUCGUUCCUGAUGAGACCAUUGCUAGUUUUGCUGGCGUGUCAGAGAAGUUUUCGCAGUCGGAGAAUAUUUGGUUUGAAGCGCUACGACAUGGUUGUAGGGUACAUGUUCUGCCUUCUGAUGAGAGCGAAGGCCACAAUCGAAAGGUUAUUCUCUCGGGUUCAGCUCGAGCCACGGAGUUGGUUGCGGACCGCCUCCUAAAAACACGAGAAUUGCAGGAGCACGGAGAUCCCUUAAUCGAUAUUAAGAAACCCCCGGUUCCUGCUUUCCCUUCCCGCCUGGCCUUUGAGAGAAGCGGCACCCUUGCGCCAUUAAUCCGGACCGUUUGGAGCUACAAGACCAAUCCACGGCCACGCGUGAUUUUUGACUUGCUUAGUGCUAAAUCAGAAAGCAUAUCUACUGUCAAGGCUUUUGUGGAACACGUGGAGGGGCUUGUAACAUCUCUACCGUCAACUCAGCGCCAUGAAUCGCCUCAUCCGCGACGGGUAGCUACAGCCCUGCGGGAGCUAUUUUGCCACGAAAGCCGACAACAGCUGAUAUCCACAACGGCAUUAAACACUGCCAUCUCGUUUCUGCUCCAACAUGGUUUCAUGAACGACGUCCAGGAAUUGAUCGACCGCGGCGGCCAUGUUGCAACCAUUGAGACCUUCAACAUACUUUUGAGAUCUGCGGCAAAAAGACAGAAUCUUGGUUUCUUUAACCUCGUGCUGCGGGUCAUGGGUCGCUUGCGCGUUCGACCUGAUGUCCAUACUUGGCUCGCAUACCUUGAGUGUCUGAUCUCGCCUGCAGCGAAAACUGACUUGGUCAAAGUUAUGGAGAAGAAGGGUUAUCUUAAGGAUCCAGAUGCCCUGAGGAGCGUGCUGCGGCUGAUGAUUAGUGAACUGCUCAUAAAGCACUUCAAAGAUGGCGGGAGCGUGGAUGGGUUUUUCAACAAGAUUGUCGAGACCGCUGGAUUGAACUGGUUUCCAGCAUCUCUGAUCAGGAAGAUGGUCGUUGUCACUGCCCAACUGGGGGAUGCGUCUGCCAUGACACGGAUACUAGACAUCUGCAAAGAAAACAGCCUCCCCCUCUCAAGCGACAUAAUAAACGACGUCAUACGGUUUUUCCCCAACGACACUUUCACCGCGCUGCAUUAUAUCAUCAUGUGCCUCCAGGGCCCAACCGCCGAACUCAACCAGGAGGCAUACGCUCGCCUUUUCAUCAAUGCCCGCCGAAACAAGCACUACAAUAUCUGCCGCGUCCUUUGGAGAUAUGCCUGCAUGAACGAGGCGGUAUCACGCACUAUGAGGGAUGACGUGACCUUCCUUCUAUUCCAUAACGUUGCGCGUGAAGGUCUCGCAGAACAAGAUAAGCUCUGGUGGACAUGCGCCGGGAAAGUCCUUGUUGGAGUCGACCUACAUCUUCCUGAUUUCCCGUUUAAGAACGAUCUCCUCCGAACCAUUCCCCCGGAGUUCCACGAUAAUCCCGUCGCAUCCUUCCUAACUCCGCUCAGACUGGAGGGAGAGGAACGCAGCAAGCAGCGUCUUGCAGCUAAAGCAAUAGUCAAGCAUGACGUCGAGAUCGGCCCUUGGUACCGUCCGACGUACUCGCUGGCGCAUAUGCUGGAGGUCGCUGCUGAGCUGGACAAGCAAUGGGUAGGCGUUCCGCGCCCUGCUAAAUGGCUCAUGCAGAAUGCCAUCCAAGUUCCAGUGGAGUUUGUUGGGCAUAACCUCAAGGACUAG